Messenger RNA from Trypanosoma brucei brucei TREU927, 1044 nucleotides. RefSeq lists its product as hypothetical. The coding region runs from base 1 to 1044 and encodes 347 amino acids. The record is from RefSeq and is a predicted model, not a curated record. NCBI's taxonomy places the organism in Eukaryota, Euglenozoa, Kinetoplastea, Trypanosomatida, Trypanosomatidae. The transcript has a single exon.
AUGUGGACCGUUGUGCAGCAGCGGCAGCAACCCUCACGCAGACGUCGAGAAGCCAAUGCCGCGAAAUCAGCGGGUGGUGGCAAAGGCGUCUCCUCAUUAGUUACAACAAUCCCGUCCCGAAGUACCGCAGCAGAGGUGAAGCAUCUUCGCAAGGCUGCGCGGUUCCUCCGGGGGUUGGCGUUCGUGCGGAGGGAUGUCAUCUCCCCACUACGACAUUUUCUGAAUGCGCAUUCCAAUGGUCUCACCGGAAUCAAACUCGUUGCUUUAGGUAUUGGACCGUUUACGUAUGAGGAGUCACGUGCAGGGUUUCUACAGAUGGCUCUAUUUAUUGUUUUACAAUCGGAGUGCGAGUCCUUCGUCCGACAUCUGAUCAGAUCGAAGUUAUCAUCAGUCCCUUCUAACAAUGGGGAUGGUCUGCAACCUUCUACGCCCACCGUCAGGGCUUGUUUCUUUGACCCUGUGGCUACUGAAGUGCACACGAAGUGCUGCGAUAAAUUGGGAGUGGUGAUGGAAGAGUGCAAUCUGUACGGUGCAUAUAUUCCUGGUCACCCGCAUGCGUUGCUCAUCGCGUACCUUCCUCAUUCACCGUGGGUACUGUUGCGCAAUUUGUUCGUCUCUAAUCUUACGAAAAUCUCCGAGUGCCCCGCUGGCGGUGAGGGUGGUGUCAAUAAGGUGGACAGUUUAGUGUUGCGGCGCACGUUGGUGAUUGGAAACGAUGUAAAGAAGGGGCCAUGCGUGUCCGACACUUUUUUAGAGAAACUGGGAGCGUACCUCCACAUCGGCGAACUUCAUGUGCGGGGCCGCAGGAAACAAUGCGUGGAAAGUUUUGUUGAAUGUGUUAGCGAUACCUGUGAUGAUGUUGGCGAUGUCGGGGAGGUUACUGUCUUUGACGGUUUGACAGGAAUCAGUAGGCAUGAUAUUGUACAGGCAUUUUCGGAAACUUCGGUCAUGCAGUUGAACGAACGUAGUGAGUUGUUGCUUUUGGAUGAAUUAAAGCGCAUUCGCAUUCCUCCCCUUACAUGUGUGGGACUUGAUAUGGUGUAG